Doryrhamphus excisus (bluestripe pipefish) is the source of this 1594-nucleotide messenger RNA. RefSeq lists its product as uncharacterized. Lineage: Eukaryota; Metazoa; Chordata; Actinopteri; Syngnathiformes; Syngnathidae. The record is from RefSeq and is a predicted model, not a curated record.
CAACAAAAUAUACACAGAAGCGAACUAAAAGAAAGCGUGUAAAGAAUCCAUUCCUCCGAUACGCAAGGGGGCAGUAUUCCCACCCGAAGUCGUCAUGGCGGGGAAAGACGAAGAGGAAACUACGACUCAAAGUGUGAAGAUGCGGUGAAAAAAACAUUCCUUGGGAGAAACAAGUUGUUGUUUUCAUUUAGUUAGCUUGCCAUGAUGUCAGAAAUAUCUGAUACUAAUCUGAAUCUUUACUACGAAUCGGAUUAUCGACUCUACGAGCCGUGAGCCCGCCGACAACACCUCAUUUGUCUUAUUGAUUGAAUUGAAAGAGCAUCAUGAAGUCAAGAAACUCUUCUAAGUUGAAAAAGACGUCAAAAAAGAAACUGGACAAAAGUCCCAGCUCGGAUGAAGAUGUCAUCCAACGCCGGCUCCCGAGUAAGAGACGGCGGAAGCUAUAUUCUGAUGACUCGGAGGUCAUGAAGGACAGCUCGGUUGAUGCUAUGAAACGUAAACAUGGCGAGGAGGAGCUUUGGGAGGGUUGCAGUAUGCAGCUCGUCGAUAGAGGACUGGAUUCGGAUGAACAGUGCAGCUCCAGUGAACUAUUUGCCCCCGCGCGCCUGAAGGUCACCGCUCCCAAGAAGCCAACGGGCUUAUGUGCCGCCUGUCUGAAACUCUACCAGAGGUCCAAGAAGCUGAAAACGCCCAUUAUUGAUAAACUGUUGGACAACGAUCCCACCUCCCUGACAUGCGAUCAGUGGGUCCUGCUCAAAGAGUGGCGCCCCAGCAGGAUGCCUGUGUCAAGGAGGACGCUUUCUCCCAGCCUGCUGAAGAUCCACAGACACGUGAAGGGGAAGAAAAAAGCCAAGCGGAAAACGCAGGAUGAAGCUAAAAGCGUUUGCUCGAGGCCACACGUUUUCCUUCAGAGGAACCUCAGGCGGCCUCACAGAGAGUCAGUGACAAAGGAGAGCAAGAUAAACCGGAGGAAGAGGCCGAGAGAUGAUUCUCAGGACCCGGGCGUCUCAAAGCAGACCGGUUUCCACGGCAACAGCCCACCCGAGGAGAGCAGCGGGAACUGCAGCAAUGACAGCAGCUUGGACAGUCUUCACAGCGGAGAGCACGAGCGCGAAGACCUCUCCAACGUGACCGCGAAAAAGACUCACUCUUCGGCGGGAAUGAGAACUUCCACGCGAGGCACUGUGCCGCCCAAGCAGAAAACACCAAGGAAAACGAAGGGAUUCCGAGACUUGCUGGCCCAGUUACGCGGCAACAGCAGCAUGGUCAUCAAGGAAACGCAUUAGACUCGCUUCCAACUUCUGCUACCGUUAGUUUUUUUCCAUAGGAAUGAUGCUCCGUUUUGUAGGUAGAUGUUAACAUUCCGUUUCCUUGCAUGGUAUUUAUUUUUUAAUGAUACAAGCGUAGAAUUCAAAGCUCCCGUUUCGAUAACUAAACAUAUCUAAACAUGAUUUUUGGUUUUACCGUAUUUCACUUCAUGUUUUGCAUUAAAUGUCUGUACUGUCUGUUAUUGACAUGAAUUGCCUUUGGGGAAGUUAAUGAGGGUUAUUUUAAAACAUUUUGCUUUCAAUAAAAUUGAAGUUAAAACCCACAA